GAGCAGGCCACAGAGGUGCUGACCCGAUCCAGCCUGGAAGUGGAGUUGGCUGCCAAAGAGCGGGAGAUCGCCCAGCUGGUGGACGAUGUGCAGCGGCUCCAGGCCAGCCUCACCAAGCUUCGGGAGAACUCCGCCAGCCAGAUCUCGCAGCUGGAGCAGCAGCUGAGCGCCAAGAACAGCACACUCAAACAACUGGAAGAAAAGCUCAAAGGCCAGGCUGACUAUGAAGAGGUGAAGAAAGAGCUGAACACCCUGAAGUCCAUGGAAUUUGCGCCGUCGGAGGGAGCAGGGACACAGGACUCAGCCAAGCCCCUGGAGGUCUUACUCCUCGAGAAGAACCGCUCGCUGCAGUCCGAGAACGCCACGCUGCGCAUCUCCAACAGUGACCUGAGCGGGUCAGCCAGGAGAAAAGGGAGAGACCAGCCUGAGAGUCGGCGCCCGGGACCCUUGCCGGCCUCCCCUCCUCCUCAGCUGCCCGGCAACACAGGGGCACAGGUUUCCAAUACUAACGGUACACACCACUUCUCACCAGCGGGGUUAAGUCAAGACUUUUUCAGCUCAAACCUGGCCAGCCCCAGCCUACCGCUGGCUUCUACAGGAAAGUUUGCACUAAACUCUCUUCUCCAGCGACAGCUAAUGCAGUCCUUCUACUCCAAGGCCAUUCAGGAAGCCGGAAGCACAAGCACGAUUUUUUCAACAGGUCCCUACAGCACAAACUCCAUAUCUUCCCCAAGUCCUUUACAACAAAGCCCAGAUGUAAAUGGGAUGGCCCCAUCUCCCAGCCAGUCAGAAAGUGCUGGGAGCGCCUCAGAGGGUGAGGAAAUUGACACAGCAGAAAUCGCCCGGCAGGUCAAAGAGCAGCUGAUCAAGCACAACAUUGGACAGCGUAUUUUCGGACAUUACGUCUUGGGACUGUCUCAGGGGUCUGUGAGUGAGAUUCUGGCCCGGCCGAAGCCCUGGAACAAGCUGACUGUCCGUGGCAAGGAGCCAUUCCACAAAAUGAAGCAGUUCUUGUCUGAUGAGCAGAACAUCCUGGCACUUCGCAGUAUCCAAGGCAGACAGAGAG
Molecule: messenger RNA, 1066 nt
Organism: Psammomys obesus (fat sand rat)
Lineage: Eukaryota; Metazoa; Chordata; Mammalia; Rodentia; Muridae
Product: homeobox protein cut-like 1
Molecular function (GO): DNA binding
Source: RefSeq, a predicted model, not a curated record